UCAGGGGCAGACGGGCACUCACUGGAGCACAAAUAUUCAUCCCCACUUAACAUGUCAAUCAGGAUUAAUGCCCUCACAAACCACCCCUCUAGGUUCAUCCAGGUCCUUUUCACUGACAGAGGUACCGAAGCCAGGGCAGAGGCGGUGAUAUAAAAAGGCAGGACAGGACAGGAACACAACACCAAAAGCCCAGCGGUUUCAGUAGCGCGCACCACGGAGCGUCGCCUGGACUUGUGCUUCACGUCUCCACCGGUGGUUGACAGGCGCAAUGAGUGAUCACUCAAACAUUUCGAGAGUCUGAUGCACUAAGAUGUCCGAGCUCCCCGAAGCCGCACGGUUCUGCGUUUUCGGCAUUCGUUCGCCCGCGGAUUACCACUCAUGCGACACUCUGUGAGGCUGCACAUGAUACUGUUUGCAUGCGGAUAAACUUGCGGGGGCCGAGCAAAAGUCGCCGUUUCUGCACUCUGCGCUCGCCAGUCGGGAGGACGUCGGCAGCAGUGCACGCACAACUUGCAGCGUAAACAUUUGUACUCGUCCGCUGCCACACUGAGCACUUUUCCCCGAGAUGGAGCUGAAGAGCGCGUGUCGCAUGUUGCUUUUCCCGGUACAAAUGCUCUAUUAUAUAGCCCGAGCGAGUUUGUUUUCGCUGUUGCCAAGCAGGAGGAAGGACCUGACCAAGGAGGUGGUAUUGAUCACUGGUGGAGGACGCGGCAUCGGUCGACACCUGGCCAAAGAGUUUGCCAAGCAGGGGGCCAGAAAGGUGAUCUUGUGGGGCAGAACAGAAAAGUGCCUCAAAGAGACAGCUGAAGAAAUCUCCCACUCUGGAACCGAGUGCCAUUAUUUCCUGUGUGAUGUGGCCAAUCGGGAGGAAGUCUACAAGCAAGCCAAGGUGGUUAGAGAGAAGGUGGGAGAUGUGACGAUAUUAGUGAACAACGCAGCCGUGGUCCAUGGUAAAAGCCUGAUGGACAGCGAUGACGACGCUCUUCUGAAAUCCCAACAUAUCAACACUAUGGGACAGUUCUGGACAACAAAAGCCCUCCUGCCCCGAAUGCUGGAGCUGCAGCAUGGCCACGUAGUGUGCAUUAAUUCCAUCCUGUCCCAGUCUCCCAUACCCGGAGCCAUAGACUACUGCACCUCCAAGGCCUCGUCGCUUGCCUUCAUGGAGAGCCUGACCCUGGGCCUGCUGGACUGUCCCGGCGUCAGCUGCACCACCGUGCUUCCCUUUCACACCAACACAGAGAUGUUCCAGGGCAUGAGAGUCAGGUUCCCUCAGCUCUUUCCACCUCUCAAACCUGAGGUCGUCGCCCAGAGGACUGUUGAUGCCGUCAGAGCUAAUAAGGCUUUCCUCUAUCUGCCCUGGACAAUGCAUGCCCUUGUUAUUCUUAAGAGCUUCAUGCCACAAGUAGCACUUGAAGAAAUCCACAAGUUUUCCGGGAGUUAUACCUGCAUGAACACGUUCAAAGGGAGGACAUGAACCUGGAUUGCACACGGCACGUGUGAGCGACCUCUACAGCUCCGGGGUGCAAUGAAGGGAAUAUGGACCUUAAGACUUCUGAAUGCGGAGAAGGCCCCAUGAUAGUGUGAAGACAAAUACAUAGGGGACAUGAAAGGGUGCCGCUUCCGCAGGUAGAAUUAAUCGAUAAACUGCGCGACGUGCCCCGGUUCCUUUCUCUGUGUGUGUGCCGGUGUGUGUUUGUGCACACGUGUGAGUGUACUGUGGUUGACUGAAUGUCAUUCUCACUUUGAACAGAAGCCAUGCAUAGGUCUGUACCAGUAGUUAUUCCGGAAUUUUAUUUUUUGUUUGUGACACUAGUCGGUUUUUACGAUUCUUUUUUUACUCUCCUUUUAACGUGUCUUUGAAUCAAAACAAAGUAAUAAAGUGGAGUUUUAGAAUUGCA
Molecule: messenger RNA, 1898 nt
Organism: Mugil cephalus (flathead mullet)
Lineage: Eukaryota; Metazoa; Chordata; Actinopteri; Mugiliformes; Mugilidae
Gene: dhrs3b
Product: dehydrogenase/reductase (SDR family) member 3b
Exons: 6
Coding region: 566-1474 (302 amino acids)
Cellular component (GO): lipid droplet
Molecular function (GO): oxidoreductase activity, acting on the CH-OH group of donors, NAD or NADP as acceptor
Source: RefSeq, a predicted model, not a curated record